AUGGAUAAAUCGGUGUCUAUCUUCAAUCAUCCUCCACCUUCACAUCACAUUCCUCCAAAUAUGGCUUAUGUAAAUAACGUACUAGCCGCUCAAAACGAUGCCAUUUAUAGAAGACAUUGCAACCUUACAAUGCCGCUCCAACAGCUUCGUCACGCAUCUCGGGAAGACGCUAUACUUCGUGAUGAACUGAGAGAAACUCGUAGGAGAUUGACAAUGAUGGAGAGAAGAAUCGAAGAGUUUGAGAACCAGGUACAUCCCAAUAAAUCCAGACCUCCCACUAACCUGAAACGAGGAUAUGAAACUGCGUUACGCGAAAACUCUGCUCAAAAUAUGAGACCACAGCAUCCGCUUACAAAUGUCCCUAUAGACAAGCCGACUGAUCCUGAUCUGGCAUCUUGGCUCAUACAGCAGGUGAUUACACAAACAAAGUAA
Molecule: messenger RNA, 432 nt
Organism: Cylicostephanus goldi
Lineage: Eukaryota; Metazoa; Nematoda; Chromadorea; Rhabditida; Strongylidae
Source: the annotation of a GenBank genome assembly